This is a messenger RNA of Selaginella moellendorffii, 928 nucleotides long. RefSeq lists its product as uncharacterized. The transcript has a single exon. The record is from RefSeq and is a predicted model, not a curated record. Bases 57 to 833 code for a protein of 258 amino acids. NCBI's taxonomy places the organism in Eukaryota, Viridiplantae, Streptophyta, Lycopodiopsida, Selaginellales, Selaginellaceae.
UUGUUCAUCUAUCAGAUCUUAGGAGCAACUUAGUGCAUUUUUUCUCAGUCUUCGGGAUGGAAAGAUAUUUGGCGUUCCUCAGCCAUGGCAUUCCAGCGAUUGGAUUCAUCUCUUGGGGACUCGCGCUCUUUGUCACAGCUGCAGCUCACAGACGAAACAACAAUGAAUCUCAAUCACUUGCCGCAAAGCGGAUCGAGUUCUACAGCAUCUUCCUCGGGAGCUCAGGAGUGAUUGUGUUCCACUGCAUUGUCCAGCCAACACGAAGCUAUCCCGACGUGGAGCAUAUUUCCAUGGCUCUUCCCUUCAUAAUUUACGCACUCGCUCUGCGGUGGAAGGCAAAACUAUCAAAUAGUUUUGUAAAUCUCCUGGGAGCCGCUGCUUUUGCCCAGGAAUUCAUCCUCUUUCACUGGCAUUCCACGGAUCACAAAGGCGUGGAAGGACACUAUCAUGCGCUGCUGCAACUCAUUGUGGCCGCUUGUAUGUUUACGUGCUUGGGCGAGGCCCUUUUCCACAGGAAGCUAACUAUCAGGCUUUUAAGAUCUUUUUGUAUCCUCUUUCAGGGAGUUUGGCUGCUUCAGCUGGCACUGCUGCUUGUGUUUCCUUCGGAGUUCCUGCCUCCAGAUUGCCGAUUGUUUCUUCACCGCCACCAGAAGGUUGCAUGCAGCAGCGAGAAGCUUAUCAUGCAAUCCAAAACUGUGGCGACCUUGCUUUUUAGUUGGUACUUCUCUUUGCUGAUGGUAGCAAGUGCUAUAGCUUAUGCUUGGAUUGAGAGAAACGCUAUGAGAUAUUGCCCUGUUGGCUCCUUGGAAGAUGAAGAGACAAGAGAGCUUUGACUAAUUUGUUUUAAAGCAAAUAAAAAGAGAUCGUGGAAACCUGCAAAGUUCGUAUUUAAUCUUUUCUGUUUUAGAUUCUUUAAACUAAUCCAAUG